CUUUUUCCUUUCCAUAACGAUAAUAGUGAUUUUGUAAUUCAUUCUUGUGAUCAAUCAAGCAAAUUGUGACGAAUCUAAUACAAUUUCGAGUUCUUCUACCGCACAUUGGAGAAUGCAGUGUUUUGAUCAAAUUUUAUGGAAAGAAAAUCAGCACUGGAACCAUUGAAUUAUUUAAUUUAUCUAUCACACGCUCUUUGAAAAUCAUUAUUAUGUAUUACUCAUUUCUUUUAUUAAGUGCCUUUGCCUACUCGCUUCCAACAUUUACUCAGGAAGUUUUAAACCAGCAACAAUGCAGAUGUGGUGUUGGGCCGAACAGUACAAGAAAGAAAAGAUUAAUUGGUGGAGAAAGAGCAGAUAAAAGUAGUUUUCCAUGGUUUGCCAAUAUCUUUUAUUAUUAUGAAUACAGAUGUGGAGGCACAAUUAUUAAUGAUCUAUACAUCAUUACAGCAGGCCAUUGCAUCCUAAAUGACACAAAAUCUAUGUUUGUCAUUGUUGGUAACUUGGAAAUCAUACCAGGAAAUUGCACCAACCAGCUGAGUGUACGUGAUACAAUCCUGCAUCCACACUAUCAAGGUGACAGCCACCAUGAUAUCUAUGAUAUAGGUUUGUUGCGUCUUACCAAGAGAUUGAACUUCAUUCCUGGAAAGGUGUGGCCUGUUUGUCUGCCAAGCCAUGGAACUAUUUUGUCAAAUAUGUAUGGAACAAUCGUAGCCAGCGAAUGGAGAUUUAUUAGAAACUAUAAAGUUGGAUUAGUCAAAAAAGGCACUGUCACAAUAAUACAUGCGAUGACCUGUCAAAAGUCUGGUACUGCAAGAUUUAUCACAACAAGUUACAGCCAAAUAAUAUGUGCAAGGGGAUAUAAGGAUGAUGCUUGUCAGGGUGACAGUGGAGGACCUCUUCUGAUAAACGGAAGAAAGCAGGCCAUUCUAGCAGGUAUAAUAUCUUGGGGUGUAAACUGUGCGAACCAAAAUUAUCCAGGCAUCUACACUAACGUGAAGUACUUCUUACCAUGGAUUAUGAAUCAUACGACAGAUGCGAAUUACUGUAAUUAAUUUAUUCGUUCUAGUCUGGUACAAAGUUAAUAAAUUUGAGAUUUGCAAAUAAUGAUAGUGGUGUCACUUGUAAUCUCCACCUUCCAGAUUUAAAUUUCAAAUUUUUCACAAGUGAAAUAUUUAUGUACAGCAUAAAACCUUUAUGUAUAAUUCCA
This is a messenger RNA of Nezara viridula (southern green stink bug), 1207 nucleotides long. NCBI's taxonomy places the organism in Eukaryota, Metazoa, Arthropoda, Insecta, Hemiptera, Pentatomidae. The record is from the annotation of a GenBank genome assembly.